AUUCGUGCCAGGAGCAGAGGCUGUUCCCGCGGUUCGUGUUGAUCUCGGGCGCGGUGGCGUUCCUGACGGUGGUCCUGCUGCUCGUGUCCUUGUGGAAACUGCGCAGAGUCAAGAAGCUCCUGAUGCCCAGCGUCCCCGACCCCAAGUUCACCUUCCCCGGGCUGUUCGAGUCCCACCGAGGCAACUUCCAGGAGUGGAUCAAGGACACGCAGAACGUGGCCUCGCUGAACAAGACGGACGACGGGGAGCAGGAGUGCUUCCUGGAGGAGGCCCUGGAGGUGCAGCCAGCCAAGGCGGAGGCCGAGACGCCCACGGGGACGCCGACGGGGGAGGAAGAGGCGGCUGCUGACCCCAGUCAGCUCCCUCGCCGGUUUCCCCCCGGCGGAGAGGCCGUCUCUCUGGGGGACUUCACUUUUGUGAUGACUGACAACUCAUACAUGAUGUUAUGAGGGGGUGCAAACUCAAAAGCCAACAUGGGGUCCCCCCACACCCCAUGGCCACUCGGCUCCUUCGUUACACCACAGGUGGACCCAGCAAGCCGGGCCGGGCGGGAACAGAAUCCUGCUCUCCAGAUCCUACCUACCAGCCGUCCAGCUCUUAUUCUGAAAGGGGGAGUCAGUUGGCAACCAUGGGGACAUUUCCCCGGACCUUCAGUUUUUCUUCCCGAACCCACCCUCCUGACGUCCCUCUGCAUCUAAGACAUAUUUAAAUUGAAAAUCGGUCCCUUGAAACAUCUCUCCAUCCAGUGCGUGUAUUUUUUUUCCA
Equus quagga is the source of this 765-nucleotide messenger RNA. RefSeq names its product cytokine receptor like factor 2 (gene CRLF2). NCBI's taxonomy places the organism in Eukaryota, Metazoa, Chordata, Mammalia, Perissodactyla, Equidae. The record is from RefSeq and is a predicted model, not a curated record. The annotation marks the transcript as partial. The transcript has 3 exons.